CAUAGCGACUCGGUGGGGGAUUUGGUGGCGUUGCUUGUUCGCGGAUGGAGGGAGCAGCUGCUGAUCCCUGACACAUCACCCCCCCCCGCCCUCUCUCACUGCCAUAUUGUUACCGGGACACGGUCCAUGCCGAGUUAAUAAAGAUUACAUGGGUCCGGUAACGGGAAUGACUCCAGAUAAGAACAUAGAAACCCCAGGAGCAGAGAAAGUUGACCUAAGUCAGAUUGACAUAAUGGGUAGUCUGCCAGAAGAGGUUGGUGCGGCUAGGCCAAAGGACUCUGUGGUGGACUCUGGCACAGCAGAUGAAGAGCUGACAAACUUGAACUGGCUUCAUGAGAGUACCAACCUUCUUAACAACUUCAGCCUCGGGAAUGAGGGGCUUGUGGCUGGGAACCCACUUUAUGACAUUGAAGGUGACAAUUCCCCAUCUGAGUGUCAAAACACUGAAAAGUCGUCAGCCUCUUCCAAACCUCCUUAUUCGUUUAGCCUUCUCAUUUAUAUGGCAAUUGAACACUCUCCAAAUAAAUGUCUGCCCGUUAAAGAGAUCUACAGUUGGAUUCUCGACCGAUUUCCGUAUUUUGCCACUGCCCCCACUGGUUGGAAGAACUCCGUAAGACACAACCUUUCCCUCAAUAAAUGUUUUCGGAAAGUUGAAAGAAGUCAUGGAAAAGUUAAUGGGAAAGGCUCUCUGUGGUGUGUUGAUCCAGAAUACAAACCCAAUCUCAUACAAGCACUGAAGAAGCAACCAUUUUCAGCAGCGCUCGCGUUGUAUACUCCUCCUGCCUCACCUACAAGUGCUUCAACACCUCCACAUUGUCUAACCUCUGCAAUAAAACCGAAUCAAGGACGUUCUGUGAAAGAUUCUGACAUUGAUGCUGCCACUGCAAUGAUGCUGUUAAACAGUUCCAUCAAGCAAGAAGCUUUAGAUUGUGUUUGCUGCAGUAUCAGAGAAGAUGUUAAGAUGAGUGUUAUUGAUGGCCCUAAACCUCAGCCUCUGAAAGUGAUGUUGCCCAAGAAACGCAGCUAUGCUGGCGCAUUCAAACAUUGCGCUUCUCUAACUUUUCAAGAAAAUGAUUCUGUGGCCAUUAAUAUUGAUCCCAAGGAGGAUCACAAUUACAGUGCAAGUGGCGCAGACUCUCAGCGUUGCGAAUCCCGGUCAAGCGUGUCUUCCUUGUCAUCCGUCGAUGAGGUGUACGAAUUUAUUCCAAAGAACAGCCGGGCAGGAAGCGACGGCAGCGAAGGUUUCCACAGUGAGGACGAUACGGAUAUGGACUAUGAAGAAGAUGCCCUUGGCGAUAGCGGCUAUGCAUCCCAGCCAUGCAAGAAAACCUCAAGCAAACAUCUGCAUGGUAAAAAGCUUCGGAACGAGGCGUGCCAAGAUAUUGACGAAGAGCUGAAGGAAGCAGCCGGUUCUCUUCUCCACCUGGCUGGAAUACGCACAUGCUUAGAUUCACUUUUAAAAACUGCUAAAGCCCAGUCACAGAAACACAGAAAAUAGUAACUCUGUCAGCCUGUAACAUUUUGCUAUAUAUAUUUUCUCCUUCCCACUGCCCCACUGCCACAAAGCGUGGCAAUAUUUUUGACUAUUGUUCUUCGUGUAGGAGAUCAAAGCCAUAAAAGACUUGUGAGGCAUAUAUAUAAUAUUAUAGUUUUCCCCAAUUUGAUCUGUUUUAUUUUGUUGUCUCUCUACAUUACUGCCUUAGCUUAAUACACAGAAUUUAUUUCAACACAGUGGGAAUGCAUGAAAGGCUAAUUUCCCCAAAAUAAGCUAUUUAAAUCCCUCUGUAAAAAUCUUUCCAGGGCAAAGGAGUCCUUGAAUUGUUACCCAACCUUUACUGAAAGCUGCUGACAAAACGCUGACUGCUGUAUGUCCGUCUUUUUGCCAUGUUGUGACAAAGUGAUAAAAAUAGCAGUAUUCACAAUCCAUUUGCCAACUAUUUAUAUGCAGGGCAGGUUAAUAAUAGGUGCCGAAAGCACACUCGAAAUGUAAUAUUUGUAAGGAUUUCUUUUAUUUUUAUUUAUUUAAAAAAAAAAAUUAAAAAAAAAUGUGUACAUCUCCCCCACCUCCUCCUUUUAAAAGUGGUUUGGAAAAUGUACACAUAGAGAAUGAAGCUGCCCAUAUCAUUAUCUUAAAUUCUUCUUGCGGAACUUGAACCUACCACUGCCAUAAACCACGAUACACAAUGAUGUUCCUUUGUAGUCCAUUUUUUAACUUUGUAGGUGACUGUACUAUUGCUCAUUUCAGUGUUUCCCAUUGUCCCAUUGUGUGUCUUUAAUUUUGUGUAUGGUUUUGUUUAUUUUUGUUGUUUGUUUUUUGGCUUUGUAUUUCCUGUUAGCGGAGUGAGAGUGAAUGAAACACAUUUUACCGCAUGUAUCUUAAGAUGUCUCAAAAGAUAUUCUCUAUUUAUGAAUGCAAUACAAAAUGUCUGCAUGCAUAUUAGAAUAAGGUUUUGUUAUCUUACAUCUCAGCACUUAGAAUCCAGUACAUAGUUUGUGAGCUAUUGGAGACCAUUCUUUAUAUUGAUGUAUGUGAUUUUAUAAUGCUGACUGUUUGACAGGUUAACUUAUUCAACAUCAGAUUGCUGUAGUGCAGCAGACAAGCUGCCUCUUAUAUGUUGAACAGGGUAUUUUCUUCAUUUAGAAACCAAGGGCAUAUGCUUCUUUUGCCCUCAAUGUCAUCUGUGUGGCUUGCUAUUGGGAAAUAAAAUGCUUAAUUAUACCCCUGCACAAUGCAUAGCAAAUACUCAAAUCCUUCUUAAAACACCACUGCCUUGAGUACCGUAAUAG
Pelobates fuscus (common spadefoot toad) is the source of this 2787-nucleotide messenger RNA. RefSeq names its product forkhead box N2 (gene FOXN2). The transcript is spliced from 7 exons. Bases 149 to 1498 code for a protein of 449 amino acids. NCBI's taxonomy places the organism in Eukaryota, Metazoa, Chordata, Amphibia, Anura, Pelobatidae. Gene Ontology annotation, cellular component: nucleus. Gene Ontology annotation, biological process: regulation of DNA-templated transcription. The record is from RefSeq and is a predicted model, not a curated record. Gene Ontology annotation, molecular function: DNA-binding transcription factor activity; cis-regulatory region sequence-specific DNA binding.